This is a messenger RNA of Lolium perenne, 1246 nucleotides long. RefSeq lists its product as uncharacterized. Gene Ontology annotation, molecular function: cysteine-type peptidase activity. Lineage: Eukaryota; Viridiplantae; Streptophyta; Magnoliopsida; Poales; Poaceae. The record is from RefSeq and is a predicted model, not a curated record. Gene Ontology annotation, biological process: proteolysis.
AUGAGAAAAGGUCAAGUUCAACAAGUGCACCCCUCAAGGCCAAGCAAACGACAAAAGGCAAAAAGAGAAAGGAAGUUCCCCUCCUCGGUGCUCAGCCCAAACAAUCGAUCCCAGCACUCAAAGUGUUUAAUGUUCCCAAGGUAUACCAGGAACAUGGUGGUUUCGAUAUGGAAGAAGCUGCUAGCCUAGCGGCUGCCUGUAAAGUUUCCGUGGAGGAAUUGCUACUUGCAGCAGAUGCUGCACUACCCACUGCUGAUAUAGCUCCUAAAUUUGUCUACGGGGCCGACUUGGUCAGCAGAGAGCAGCUGCAUAAACUACCAACACAUAUGCGGAAUUUGCAUCAGUGGUACCUUGAUGCAUGCAAGGAGAAAAAAAUGUACAUCGUGGCGAGUAUACCAUGGGAAUAUUACUACCGAAAGGAGGAGAUCCAUAUUGAGAUGAAUGAACUCUGGCAGUUAUUCAAUCUAGAAGCCCUCGACAAAUCUCUCAUGAGUUGCUAUUGCUUACUGAAGAUCAGUGAGUGCAAAAGUAAUAAUAUUAUCAAUGUUGGGUUUGUUGACCCAGAUAAAAUACAUGUUGAAACGGUGAAGCAUAAACGCGAAGAAACGGGGGGAAACCUACUAAGGUUUUUGGGGCAGCAAUAUUUCUGUGAUUCAAUAUUGUUUCCUUACAACUACGACUUCCACUGGAUUCUACUAGACAUUCAACCUGAUAAGGGAAUAGUUGAAGUAAAAGACCCACUGAGUAGAGGCCUGGACGGGUUCCAGGACUUGCAGAAGUUGCUCCAAGUGGCUUGGCAAGCUUUGAAGAAUGUUCAUAAGGAGAUUACCUUUGCAAAGAAGCUAACAUUUAAUCCUGUACCGUGCCCCCAGCAGCCACAAGGGACGAAUCUAUGUGGAUACUACGUUUGCGAGUCCAUUCGCAUGUUAACCACUGAGAAGCAGAACAGAAAUAAAUUCGACGUCGACUUCAUGCGGGACAGACUCCAACCAAAGGAACACGCACUAGGAAUCGCGGAGGAACUGGCGGGACUUUUGGUUAGAGAAGUAAUAAACAACAAAGGCUUGUUUAGUCCAGAUAGUUGUUCUACCUCCAAAUAGACGGUCGUUAGUACCGUUUGUCGAUCGUGAGCUCCAUGUAUAUAUGUAGGGAACCUACGAAUAUGUGUAAGGGGAAUCGACUUCUGCUUCCAAUCUUUGUUUGAUCGAUCUAUAUAUAUAUAAUGAAUGAAUGUGUACAACUUCUA